Messenger RNA from Jaculus jaculus (lesser Egyptian jerboa), 372 nucleotides. It is a transcript of the gene Sh2d1a, whose product is annotated as SH2 domain containing 1A. The record is from RefSeq and is a predicted model, not a curated record. NCBI's taxonomy places the organism in Eukaryota, Metazoa, Chordata, Mammalia, Rodentia, Dipodidae. The coding region runs from base 1 to 372 and encodes 123 amino acids. The transcript is spliced from 4 exons.
AUGGAUGCUGUGACUGUGUACCAUGGCAAAAUCAGCAAAGAGACUGGGGAAAAGCUCCUGCUCGCCACAGGACUGGAUGGCAGCUAUUUGCUGAGGGACAGUGAGAGUAUCCCAGGCGUGUACUGCUUGUGUGUUUUGUAUCAAGGUUACAUUUAUACAUACCGAGUAUCCCAGACCGAAACAGGUUCUUGGAGUGCUGAGACAGCACCCGGGGUACAUAAAAGAUUUUUCCGGAAAAUAAAAAAUCUUAUUUCAGCAUUUCAGAAGCCAGAUCAAGGCAUUGUAAUACCUCUGAAGUAUCCAGUUGAGAAGUCCUCGGAUAGAAGCACACAAGGAAGAAGAGAUUCUGAUGUCUGCCUGAAAACACCAUGA